Molecule: messenger RNA, 1194 nt
Organism: Aspergillus novofumigatus IBT 16806
Lineage: Eukaryota; Fungi; Ascomycota; Eurotiomycetes; Eurotiales; Aspergillaceae
Product: Gfo/Idh/MocA family protein
Exons: 5
Coding region: 55-1194 (379 amino acids)
Molecular function (GO): nucleotide binding
Source: RefSeq, a predicted model, not a curated record
GGUAUCUGAUCAAUUCUCACCUUCAAACAAUCCGUCAUUGCAUUUGUUGUGAUCAUGGCGCUCGUCGACCAAGCCGCUACAUUCCUACACCAAUACGUCUACUCAUGGCUGCACACCACCCCCAGUAAAACCCCCGACGCAUUGAAACUGGGCGUCAUCUCAACCGCCCAAAUCAACCCUGCAGCCAUCAUCCACCCCGCCGAAUCCCACCCAUCAGUCAUCCUCCACGGCAUCGCCUCGCGCGAUCUCUCAACAGCCCAAAAGCACCAGAGAAAGUACCAUUUCAGCAAAGCCUACGGCUCGUAUCAGGAUCUCCUGGACGAUCCGGACAUCGACAUCGUGUACAUAUCCACGCCGAACGGGCUGCACUACGAGUGGGCGGCGAAGGCGCUCAAGGCCGGGAAGCAUGUGCUCUGCGAGAAACCGUUUACGGCGAAUGCGGACGAGGCGAAGAAGUUGGUGGCGCUGGCGCGGGAGAAGGCGCUGAUUGUUGAGGAGGCUUUCCAUUGGCAGUUCCAUCCGGCUGCGCAUGCAUGGCGCCAGAUCCUGGAUUCGAGGGAAUACGGGAAGAUAAUCUGUACAAAGGCCGCUAUGACGGCCAGUCCUGGUGUCCCCGGGGGUGAUAUCCGGUGGAAGUUUGACCUGGCGGGCGGCUCGGCAAUGGACAUGACCUAUGCGCUGUCAUUUACCCGCUAUGCGCUGCAUGCGCAGCUGCCGCAGGAGAUCAUCUCCGUCAGCGUCCGGCCGUCCAAGGAUGACCCGCGCGUGGACGCGGCCAUGUACGCGCACAUCGACUUCCAAGGCCCGGACGGCAACCCCGUGCACAGCCGCGUAUACACGGACAUGGCGCGCGAGAAGGUCGCGGGCGUGAUUCCGCGGGUCUGGGAGUUACCGUCCAUCGAGGUCGAGACGGAGAAGGCGAUCAUCUACUACUAUAACGCUAUGAUGCCGCAUCUGUACCACUACAUCUCCAUCCAGGACAAGACGACGGGCAAGCACGGGGAGAAGGGCGGGAAUCCGCACUGGAGUACGUAUCGAUGGCAGCUGGAGGCGUUUGUGGAUGCGGUUAAGGGGAAGACGCCGGCGUAUUGGGUCAGCGGGGAGGAGAGUAUCUGGCAGAUGGAGUCGAUUGAUUCCCUGUACAAGGCGGCCAAUUUGCCCGUGCGGCCGUCCCAAGGGACCAAGCUGGGAUAG